This is a messenger RNA of Leptinotarsa decemlineata (Colorado potato beetle), 2331 nucleotides long. Its product is annotated as heat shock protein 68. The record is from RefSeq and is a predicted model, not a curated record. Lineage: Eukaryota; Metazoa; Arthropoda; Insecta; Coleoptera; Chrysomelidae. Gene Ontology annotation, molecular function: ATP-dependent protein folding chaperone; ATP binding.
CAGUCUAGAACGCAUGUUGUAUGUUUCACGGUGGGUUCCUCGUUCCACAUUGUUCGGAGAAGCUUCGAGAAAGUUCGGGUCGAUUUUGCCAUUCAUAUAUAAGCAGGCGGAAUGAGCGGGACUUCAGUGAAUUCAAAUCAAGCGAUAGAAGAAGAAGCAAGUGCGAAGUAGUACAAGCGAUUACUUUAUUGUCAAGUGACUAUUUCAAGUGAAAUACAGUUUGAAGUAUUAUUUAGUGAAAAGUUCAACGAGUGAAAUAAAAAUGGUUAAUGCUCCAGCAGUUGGUAUCGACUUGGGAACGACAUACUCCUGUGUGGGUGUGUGGCAGCAUGGAAAAGUGGAGAUCAUCGCCAACGACCAAGGUAACAGAACGACACCCAGCUAUGUUGCCUUCACAGACACGGAGCGUCUCCUCGGAGAUGCUGCCAAAAACCAGGUGGCGAUGAACCCGAGCAACACCGUCUUCGAUGCCAAACGUUUGAUAGGCCGUAAAUUCGACGACUCGAAAAUCCAACAGGACAUAAAACACUGGCCUUUCAAAGUGGUUAAUGACUGUGGAAAACCGAAAAUUCAGGUGGAACACAAGGGAGAGAGAAAAACUUUCUCUCCAGAGGAAAUCAGUUCUAUGGUGUUGACUAAAAUGAAGGAAACUGCAGAGGCGUAUUUGGGAAGUUCGAUCAGAGAUGCCGUUAUAACAGUGCCAGCUUACUUCAACGACUCCCAGAGGCAAGCCACGAAGGAUGCAGGUGCUAUUGCUGGCUUAAACGUUUUGAGGAUUAUAAACGAACCAACAGCAGCUGCUCUAGCAUACGGACUCGACAAGAACUUGAAAGGUGAACGAAAUGUGCUCAUCUUCGACUUGGGUGGUGGCACUUUUGAUGUUUCCAUAUUGACCAUCGAUGAAGGAUCUCUAUUCGAAGUGAGGGCUACAGCAGGAGACACACAUCUUGGUGGAGAAGACUUUGAUAACCGUCUAGUCAAUCAUCUAGCAGAUGAGUUCAAGAGAAAAUACAGAAAGGACCUCCGAAGCAAUCCUAGGUCUCUGCGCAGGUUGAGAACAGCAGCCGAGAGAGCCAAACGUACACUCUCUUCAAGUACAGAAGCAACCAUCGAAAGUGAUGCUCUUUUCGAAGGCAUUGAUUUCUACACCAAAAUCAGCAGAGCCAGGUUUGAGGAACUCUGUUCUGAUCUGUUCAGAGGGACGCUGCAGCCAGUUGAGAAAGCUUUGAACGACGCCAAAAUGGACAAGGGACAGAUUCAUGAUGUAGUCCUUGUUGGAGGGUCCACCAGAAUACCAAAGAUCCAACAACUUCUACAGAACUACUUCAAUGGCAAAUCGUUGAAUCUGUCCAUUAAUCCUGACGAGGCUGUAGCCUAUGGGGCCGCAGUCCAAGCAGCUGUUCUUAGCGGUGAAACAGACUCGAAGAUCCAGGAUGUCUUGCUUGUAGAUGUCACUCCGCUAUCUCUUGGCAUUGAAACAGCAGGAGGAGUCAUGACGAAAAUCAUUGAACGCAACGCCAGGAUUCCAUGCAAGCAAUCGCAGACCUUCACCACCUAUGCAGACAAUCAACCCGCAGUAACUAUACAAGUGUUUGAAGGUGAGAGAGCCAUGACAAAAGACAACAACCUUCUUGGAACCUUCGACUUGACUGGAAUUCCACCCGCACCUCGUGGGGUUCCAAAAAUUGAGGUAACUUUCGAUCUGGAUGUUAAUGGAAUCCUAAAUGUAUCUGCCAAAGACACCAGUUCAGGCAACUCCCGCAACAUAGUCAUUAAAAAUGAUAAGGGUCGACUGUCACAGAAAGACAUUGACAGGAUGUUGGCCGAAGCUGAGAAAUAUAAGGAGGAAGAUGAACGCCAACGACAGAGACUUGCAGCUAGAAAUCAGUUGGAAGGUUAUGUCUUCCAACUGAAACAAGCUGUACAGGAUUGUGGAGACAAAUUGUCUUCAGAAGACAAGUCUACUAUUGAAAGGGAAUGUGAAAGUUGCCUGAAAUGGCUGGAUAGCAACUCUUUGGCAGAGAAAGAAGAAUACGAAGACAAGCAGAAGCAGUUAACAUCGAUGUGCAGCCCCAUCAUGGCCAAACUUUAUAGUGGGGGCCAACAAAACAACAACCAGUAUGGAGGAAAUGCGUCCAAUGGAAUGCCUGGAAGUUGUGGACAGCAAGCAGGCGGAUUCGGAACUGGAAGAUCUGGACCAACUAUUGAAGAAGUUGAUUAAGUUUAAAAGCUUUUAUACAAUAAGUACUCAAUUUUUACAGUAUUUUUAAAUAGAAAGUUCCUCAUUAUUUAUUUACACAAAGACUGAUUUAUUUUUUGUUACAUGUUAUU